GUUUGAUAACAUUAAUUACUAUGCAAAAUUUAUGUGGAUCAUUUCUUGAUAAAUGGUAUAAUACAAAAUUUAGUUUGAAUUAAUAUAUUUAUGGUGUUGAUAAGUAGUUAAGGAUAAAGGAUAAAAUCAUUCACAUUUUGAACUAAACAAUAAAAAACGAUAUAGGCAUAGAGGUAAGAUAACUAUUUUUUAUAAUAAGUAAAGAAUGGAUAAAUUGAAGGAAACUUGUUAAAAAAUCAUUUGGUUUUCAUAUAGAAAAAGAAUUCCAAAAUUUUAAAGUUUUAAUUUCUAUUUUAUUUAUAAGUAAGCUCUCUCACAUCAGAUACAGGUUGGGGAUGUAUGAUUAGAGUAGCUUAAAUGGCUUUAGCAUAAAUAAUUAAGCAUUUUCAUUCUUUUACUAAAGAAGAAUAAUUAAUAGUUUUAAUUAGACAUUUUAUAGAUGAUGAUGAAGAUGAAUUAAGUGAUUUUAUAAAGUAAAAAAAUAAGAACUAAAUAAAAUAUUACCAUGCUCCAUUUUCUAUUUAAAAAAUAGUAUAUUAUGCAAAAAUUGAACUUAAUAAAGAACCUGGAGAAUGGUAUAAACCAAAUGAAAUACUUUUAAUAUUAGAAUAAUUGUUUAAAUAUUCUUAAUGUAAAUUAACAAUCAAUAUUAGACUCUAUAAAUAUGGAUAUAUAUAUAAAUUAUGAUUGUGCUUUUAUUCUUUAGGAUGCAAUUAAAUAAAUGUAUAAUUAUGAUAAAGGUAAUGAAGAAUGGUUGAAUAAUCAAAUAUCAAAUAAUAUUAAAUUCUAGUAGUAAGUCAAUAAAGGUAUAGCUGUCUUUUUACCUGCUAGAAUUGGAUUAUAAAAUGUAAAUAAGGAUAAUUUGUUAGUAUUAAAUAAUUUAAUGACUUUACCAUAUUUCCAUGGUAUUAUUGGUGGAGCUUAAAAUAAAGCAUUUUAUAUUGUUGGAAGAAUUUAAGAUUAUUAUAUAUAUCUUGAUCCACAUUUUGUAUAAACAGCUUAAAAUUUUGAUGAUCUCUCAAAAAGUCAUGUAUCAUAUAGUUGCUAGGAUAUUUAAUUAAUUAAUAAUGAAUUAAUUGAUCCAUCAAUUGUUAUUUGUUUAUGUAUCAGUAAUGAAAUUGAAUUAUUAAAUUUAUGGCAAAUAGUAAAUUAAUUUAAAUUAAUUUAGCUAAAUAAAAUGAAGGAAGAAUACUAAGAACAUUUUUUUAUUUCACUUUUAGAAACUAAUGAUAAAAUAGAAAAGAUCGAAACUUUUGAUUAUUUAAAUGAAAAUCAUGAAUUAGUAAGCAUAUUAUAAUGA
Messenger RNA from Paramecium sonneborni, 1300 nucleotides. The record is from the annotation of a GenBank genome assembly. Lineage: Eukaryota; Ciliophora; Oligohymenophorea; Peniculida; Parameciidae.